Messenger RNA from Papaver somniferum (opium poppy), 2217 nucleotides. RefSeq lists its product as uncharacterized. The coding region runs from base 1 to 2217 and encodes 738 amino acids. The transcript is spliced from 7 exons. Lineage: Eukaryota; Viridiplantae; Streptophyta; Magnoliopsida; Ranunculales; Papaveraceae. The record is from RefSeq and is a predicted model, not a curated record.
AUGUCUGAGCAAGUCAUUCAAGCUAAAGAUAAAAUGGAUACUGCUCAAGUUUUGUUUCAAUCCCAUCCUUUAGGUUCUGAUAUGGCAAGAAGAGAAAGACAAUAUGUUGUUGAAUAUGUUAAGCUAGCUAAAUAUGAAGAGUUUGUUGCCAAAAAACAGUCUAGAAUUAAAUGGUUGGAUUUAGGUUAUUCUAAUACUUCCAUCUUUCAUAAUUCUCUUAAAUUAAGAAGAUCCAAAAACAAUAUCUUAUCUCUUUAUACUAGUGAGAAUGUCAAAUUAGAAGAGGAUCAGGACAUUGCUAAGGAAUGUAUUACUUAUUACUCUGAUUUGUUUGGUAGUGAUCUUAAUGAAGAGGACAACUCUACUUCUUUGUCUAGACUUAGAAUUGAUGCCUAUAUUCAGCAAGAUGAUGUUGUUGACCUUAUAAAGCCUGUAACCAGAGAAGAGGUUGUUGUUGCUCUGCAUUCUAUUGGUUCUAGUAAGGCCCCAGGCCCUGAUGGACCUAUAUCAUGCUGUAAUGUCAUUUAUAAGUGUAUUCCUAAGAUCUUAUCUUUGAGAAUGAAGAAAAUUUUGGGAGGGAUUAUUACCCAAACCCAGUCUGCUUUUAUAUCAGGAAGAUCUAUUCAACACAACAUUAUGGUGGCUCAUGAACUGCAACUUGGUUUUCCUGAAGUUUUCAUUACUUGGAUUUCCUUAUGUAUCAAAACUGCUAAAUUUUCUAUUCUCAUUAAUGGACCUCCUUAUGCUUUUUUUGGGGCCAAGAGAGGAUUGAGGCAAGGUUCUACUGCUGCUGCUUCUAGUCUCAAGAUUGCUUUGGAUGAUUUCAGUGUUUGCACAGGGUUACAGAUUAAUAAUCAGAAAACCUCUUUGUAUUGCUUUGUUGUGCCUGAUGUUAUUUUGCAACAAAUUGUUCAAGUUUUGAAUUGUUCAGUGGGAGAGCUGUCAGUUAGGUACCUUGGAGUUUCUCUUCUAUCUACCAAGCUUUCUUACAGAGAUUGUUUGCCUCUUCUUGAAAGAGUGGAUGAGAGAAUCUAUUCUUGGAAGUCUAUUUCUCUUGCUUAUCCUUGGAGAGCUCUGCCUAUCAAAGCUGUUUUAAGUGGAGGAUUAGGAAUUAAAGAUCUUCUGAAUACUAAUACAGCAGUAAAUCUUAAACAGGAUCCUGUUUCUAGUAAGGAAAUUAUCUGGACUCAUUGGGUUAAGAGUAAUCUUAUUAAAAGUAAAGAUUUUUGGACUAUAUCCAUUCCUCAAGACUCUUCCUGGUAUUGGAGAAGAAUUUUAGAACAUAGAGAAAUUGCUAAGAAUCAUAUUGAAGUUCUUCUAGAUGAGUCUAAAGUGGCUGCUUUUAUAUCUAAUGGUCAUUGGUAUUUCCCUGAUUUUAUGGAAGAGGAAAUACAAGAAGUGGUUCAACAGAUUUCCCUGAGUGACUUCAAUUCUCUGGAGAAGGAUCAAAUCUAUUGGAAUUCUAGUACCAUAAGUCAGUUCUCAAUAAAAGCUACCUAUAUUGCUAUCUCUGAUCAUCUCCCUAAACCUUUUUGGAAUAAUCUUGUUUGGUUUAAGAAACAUAUCCCUAGACAUUCUUUUAUCACAUGGCUUGCCCUGCACAAAAGAUUAAAAACUAGAAGUAAGCUUUUUAAAUGGGGUGUUACUUCUGAUGCUUCAUAUAUUCUUUGUGGUCAUGUUGAGGAAACUGAAAAUCAUCUUUUUCAUGACUGCAUUUCUUCUGCUGGUAUUUGGAGUGGUCUUCUUCUGAAGAUGGGGAUUAUUAAGGAUCCAACAGUGAAUUGGGAUAAUGAGAUUAGAUGGAACAAUAGAGUGUUUAGGGCUCUAUAUGGGUCCCAAGAUCAAGUCAAUACUCUUAUUAUCCAAGAUGUGAGAUUCAAGAUGAUGGCUUCUAUCCAAGAGGAAUCUGAUAACCCUAAUGCCAGAAGUUUCAUGAUGAGAUGGAAUGUGGAAUGUAUCUUUGUCCUUCCUGAGUUCAUUUCCUGCACUUGGUUGUACCCUGAUGAAGAUGAAGUCAUGAUUAAUACAGAUGGAGCUAAAUCUGAUUCUACAGGAGGAUUUGGAGCUAUAACCAGAGAUCAUACAGCUGAGGUUAUUGGUGCUACCAGUGGUGAAAGUCCAAUUAUCUCAGUUCUUGUUCAUGAGUUACAGGGAGUUGAAAUGGGCUUUAUAGCUUGUUAUACAGAAAAAUCAGUUCAAAGUCCAUCUUACUAUUGA